AUGAUCUUCACUUCGGCUCUUACUGUCACGGCGUUUGCCGCUGCCGCUUUGGCCGGUUCCAUCGUACCCAGGGGAACAACCAAUGCUCCCGCCGAUGUUAUUGACAAGAUUCAACUUCAUGCCGCCUUGCCAUGGCGGCAUACAUCAACCCAGGUGGAUGCGAGUCGUCCAUCUCGGGAUCUAAGGUACUACAGCAAUUUACGAGUCCAGCCGGGCAGAACGGGCACGUUGACCAUCCCUAUGAAUGCAACCAAGGAGGUGAACAUUGUAUUCCGCGGUACAUUGAGCCUUCGAAAUGGGCAGACCAACGCAGAUAGCACGCCCACCCCUGUUAGCUGGCCAGGAUGUACUGGCUGCACCGUUCACCAUGGCUUCUACACCAACUACCUGGACGCCAAGAACUAUACCAACGGAUUCGCAACUGCGUUCAACGCCGCCUCAGCUCUGGGCUAUAAAGUCAACUGUGUUGGCCACUCUCUAGGGGCUGCGGUUGCUGCAAUGCAGCUGCCACUUGGGUGGACUCUCGCCUUGGCAAAAACUUCAAGCUCUAAGGUAUACCGUGUUGUCAACGGAGGGGACUCGGUUCCGGCUCAAGUUCUUGAUGCGACCUACGUACACCAUGGAGUUGGCUAUAAGCGUGAUGGUUCUAAUGCAAGAACCUUGGUUUGUGCCAGUGACACUGAUCCCGAGUGUGCCGGAGGGAGUAACGUUGUUGAUCAGUAUUGGUAG
Rhizoctonia solani is the source of this 729-nucleotide messenger RNA. Its product is annotated as Lipase (class 3). The coding region runs from base 1 to 729 and encodes 242 amino acids. The transcript is spliced from 11 exons. Gene Ontology annotation, biological process: lipid metabolic process. The record is from RefSeq and is a predicted model, not a curated record. Lineage: Eukaryota; Fungi; Basidiomycota; Agaricomycetes; Cantharellales; Ceratobasidiaceae.